Mesorhabditis belari is the source of this 2385-nucleotide messenger RNA. The record is from the annotation of a GenBank genome assembly. Lineage: Eukaryota; Metazoa; Nematoda; Chromadorea; Rhabditida; Rhabditidae.
AUGAGCGACGAUGGGGAAGCGUUUCAGGCCGCUUUGAAACAGGUGGCCGAAAUGUUUCAACGAGCCGAUCAACUCGAGAAAUUGCCCGAAUUGAAGAAAAGAGCCGACCGGAAAAAGACAGCCGUCGAAGCGAUGCUUCGCACUGGGGUCCACAGUCAAUUGGAGGGCGUACGGACGGCAAUUCAACAAUUGCACACGGCACACGAUGACAUUUUAACGAUCGAAAAGGAACUCUCCACAAUUCGCGAUCGACUUGGACCGUUUCCCGCGUUAAAGGCUCGAAUGAGCGCAUUACGAGACGCGAACAUUUUGCACGGACAAUACGCAGCUGCAAUGGAGAAUAUGAAGCACAUCUACAACUUCAACGAGACGGUGCGCGCGGUGGAGAAGGCGAUCUCGAACAAUAAACUCCUCGUGGCGCACAAAAAUAUAAUGGAUCUCGAGUUGGCCCGCGACGAGUUGCUCUUCGAACUGCACAAAUUGGGUGGCAGCGAGCUCGAUAAACAGUUGCUCAUCAAAUUUUUUGGCGAGGUCGACAAAUUGGUGAAGAUGCUCACCGAGAACAUGUGGUUCGUGAUUGGACGAGCGCUGGAGAUGGUCAAGGGAAACGAGAUUGGGAAUGGGCCGCAAGAAUUGGUGACAUGUUUGCGAAUUGUGGAAAGGGAAGAGAGAAUCGAUCGAUACUAUGUGGAAAGACAGCAAAAUGCUGGCAACAACAAUCCGUUCAUGCCGCCGGGACGGCCGAGACAAUGGAGGAAAGAGACUUUCAAGGUACUCGAGAAGACAGUGUGGAGCCGCGUGGAGGGAAUGCAAAUUGAGGAUCGAGAUAGAAACAAAAGCUGGCUGGCACGUUACCUCGAGGUGAUUCGUGUGGUCGUGCGCGACGAUUUGUUGACGGCGAAAAACGCAGCGCAACCGUGUUUCCCACCCGAAUACCAGAUUUUCGAUCGUUUUGUUAAUAUGUACCAUCGAGCUGUCUCCCGCCGCUUACGCGAGUUGGCCAACGAAGAGUUGCUGAAGAAUGAACUGGUACAACUUUUGUCGUGGAUUGGCAAAUAUUCUGGCGAAGACAUGCUUGGGAACCCUCGUUUCAAGCUCAAUGUGGCGGCGAUUCUCUCGGAUAUCCCAUUGUUGCCAAAAACGACACUGAAAGAGUUGCACGAUCAAUUCAUCGAGAUGACCCGCAAGGAUAUCAAGGAUUGGCUGAGGAAAACGGUGGAUCGGGAAAAAGAGGAUUGGUACAAACACAUUCGACCUGAAGAGGACUCGAAUGGGUAUUUCUACACGCAACUACCGUCGAUUCUUUUCGGGAUGAUCGAGGAUAAUGUGAGCAUCUGCAAGGAGAUCUCGACGGAUUUGAUCCCGUCGGUCAUUCAUGUCAACAUCGAGGAGUUCAUUGGUUUUUCUGAUCAUUAUCGCGAUGCGGCUCUCGCCUACAAGGGAAAACACUUUGAGGAUCGAAAUCGUUUCCGCGAAUACACGUCAACAAUGAUAGCGAUUGCGAACAAUCUCCAAACAUGCAUCGAGAACACCGACAAGUACAUGAAACACAUUCGUUUAUUGGAUGGUGAUGUUGAAUCGGCGAGUGGUGUGAUGAGCGGAAGAUCGACUCGGAAAGAAGUGCUCAUUAAUAUCGACAAGUUGAAUGGGAAAUGGAAUGACGGGAUUUUGAGGAGUGUCAAUUGUCUACUCGAAGAGGUAAUGGCGGAUAUUAGCAAAUCGUUGGCCGAGUUGUUCUCGAAGAUUUGGCUCCAAUCGACGGCCGCAAUUGAGACAAUUUGCAUGACGAUCCACGAUUAUUAUGGAGAUCAUCGACACUUGCGACCAUUCAUCUUGUUGGCGUUGAUGUCCGAAUUGCAGUACAAAGUGGUGGCCGAGUAUUUGAAAGCUGUGGAGACGAAACGCCUCAAUUUCUCGAAUUUUGAUGAACGGGACUCCGCCGGGAAACGUUUGUUGACGGACGCGAAGAAAAUUCAACGAGUUUUCGAUGAAAUGGAUUUCGGAGAUGGCAGCGAAGUCGGGAAUGAGGAUGGGAAUCAGAUCCCGUCAAUCACUCGGGUUCUCUUGCAAAUCUCUUCCGUGAUCUCUCUUCGUGACAAAUCUCUUCUCUCGCUUGAGGCCACCACUUUUGCCCGAAAAUUCCCCGAUUGUGGCGCCGAGUUUUUAACGGCUUUGUUGGCGAGCCGAGAGGAUGUGGGAAGGAGUGAGGCAAAAGCGUUGGCCGAAGAGGUGAUGUCACACGUGCAAUUUCAUCCGCGUGACUCGACCAUUCAGAGACUGAUGGACGUUGCUCGGGUCACUGGCGGCUCCGCGCAAACGUGGUCUAUCCCGGCGUCACGCUUUGCGAUGGGAAACGUCUUGCAGCAGUUCAUCUCGAGGAGGGAU